CUCCCGACUCGAAUUGCCACCAGUUCAGUUGGUCGGUUGGUCGGUCGGUCGGUCGUUCGGUCAGUUGGUGUGGGAAGAAAACGCAGCAUUUUCUACUGCGCACAGACGGCGCGAUAAGAACUAGUCGAACUUUUCCCUGAUCUGUUUCCUGACUAACCAUCACGAGAGGGAGAGAGAAUUUCACGCACUCGGCUUGAUCGUGUGCAGACCAGUAGUACGAAUCGUGCGUGCGUGCGUGACAGACGGUGAUGAUGGCGUCCGAGUGAAUGGGAACGUGAUCUGUAUUCAAAUCAGCGCUGCAAGUGGUGCUUAUUUUUGGAAGCAGUUUAUGUGUAACAAUUGGUGAAACUACGGAUCGAAAAGGCAAAAAGAAGAAAGUGAAUAAAAAUGUGACUUUCAAUCUCACGAUACGACGUUUGAUGAGAUAUCAGAUAAGUUUGAAUGUUCAAAAAUAAAUCUCCACCAUAGUGAAUAGCGUACAUAGGUGAAUUACAUUGUGAGCAGUGGCAAGGUGCAUCCAUUCGGAAGAGAGUCAAAAGUGUGAUAGAAGUGGGUCAAGCCGAAGAAAAAUCCCAACACUGUUCAGUGAACGAGGUGAAAAUCGUUUCAUUGCCUAGGAAUUAACCAAACCCACUUGAAAAGUGUUCAAACGGCUGCCAAUCAACAAUUUGCCAACAUAAAUUGAGCGUGAAGCGCUCCGUUAUAAGCAGUUAAGAAAAAUGUCCACCUCAUCGAUUGGUCGCGAGGAGGAGCGGAAACCUCUAAUGGAGGAGUUCUACCGGCAACGGCGGAUACUGCUCGGAUGCACCCUGCUGAUCGGCGUCGCUGUGAUAGUGUGGAUCGUUGCCAUUUCCACCGAUCAUUGGUUCGUCGUAACAGGUGGUCAAGGCAUUUUCAUACCUGAGACCAGACGUUAUUUCAAAUCAUCACAUUCAGGGCUGUGGAAAAUAUGUCGAUACGGUGUGACCCCAGCCGUGCUUCCCCAAUCGAAUGCCACCCGCAAUUUCACCACCCUUUCGUACAUCAACGAGAACCGUAUCGCCAACAUGAAAAAGACAAUCUCCAAGGAGGAUUACAUUAAAGACUUUCUCGCCGACGAGCUGCGGGUGGACAAUCUGACCGAAAUUGAUGAUACUUUCCGGCGGCACCUGUUUGCCUAUUGGAUCAAAGACGAAACGGAACACUUCAACGCGUUGAAGAAUGUGUACCAUGAAAUGACUGCCCGACACAGCCAGCAGGAAAGCGUUUCCGUCCAGAAGUUGAAAAAUCCACCGCUGAUGAUGUUGGAUCCGACGGAUAUCAGCUCCCUCAAAGAAACGGUCGGCGUGUCCGGGGCGCUAACGACAGUGACGAUAAACUCAACGGAAAUUAAUGUCCUGGUGCCGCAAUCGUUGCGGGAGGCCCUCUUUGACGAGUGGGAACACAAAGCGGGGGUGAUAUAUUUACUGUGGAGCUUCUCGAAGGCGAUGAGCAUCGAUCCGUUCAUUACCAGCCCCGAUGGAACCAAGUACAUCAUUAGGCCACCGCUGCCACCGAAAAAGGGCCGCAUUGGAAAUGGAUACGAGUACGUUCCGUUCAAGAAAUGUAAACUUCAUGAUCUCUUUCCAACUGAGGAAACCAUCCGUCAGGAUCCGUCCAUAGACGACGAAAUACUUGACUACAGCCGCACGGAAGCAUCGUUCGCUUGCAUCUCGCUAUUCAUCAUGGUGAUGGGUUUUGUGUUCUCCGUUUACACUUUCCUGAACCCGCGGUAUAUGUUCAAGCGAUUAGCAGGUGGCAUCCACUUCAUCUCGGCUUCUACCAGCAUCGUAGUCAUUCAGGUUCUGAUUGCGUCCGUGGAAUACGAGAAGGAGAAUAUUACCUACACCUUCCCGAAAGGUGCCAAAUCUAGCUAUGGCUACGGUUUCUACCUGGCAUGGAGCGUGUUCCUAUUCAACCUUUAUGCCGGACUUACCUUCAUGUGGUACUCGAAAAAGAAGAAGGGAAACAAAGCAGCUUCCGAAGAGCUAGGAAUGGCCGACGAGCCAAUCAAUAUCGGACGAUAAAUUAUCACCUCUCAAGCCAAAUCUAUACACGAAUGCCAAAAUUUAAUUGAAAAACUAUAAAUAAGAUCCAAAUGCACAUAAAGAACCUUCAUAAGCACUAAAAUUUCGGCUCAAAAUUUCACAAAUUUUUAUAACAUAAAUAAAAAAAAUCGUUUUUCAUGGAAAAUAACGCAUCAAACAGAAGCUUUACCAUUGUUUGGCUUCUUUACUGUAAACGAUUUGAUGCUUAACCUCGACAAACCAGAAUUUUCUGUAACUUUUAAUAAUAAAUCUAUUGAUUCUUGGGUUGAACGUUAAGCAAGUGCAAAGACAGAUAAAUGUAAAUAAGUUUUUUUUUUUUUCAUUCUUUAUUAGAUAAGAAACGGUUGAUCAAAGCCAUCUGUUUGAAACUUACGUGUAAAAGUAAUAAACACACAAAUAUGAACAAUACUCAAUACCUACUAAACAGAACGAACGUCGAACAAAACAAACAAGACAUUUUUUGUAAUGACACAGCGUUUAUUUCAAUGCGAAUAUCUUUAUUAAUAACUCCGAUUUGUUAUCUCUUUUUAUUUUCCCAACUGUUACUCGAAAUAAAUAUGAUUCAACGAA
Ochlerotatus camptorhynchus is the source of this 2636-nucleotide messenger RNA. RefSeq lists its product as uncharacterized. The transcript has 7 exons. Bases 720 to 2045 code for a protein of 441 amino acids. Lineage: Eukaryota; Metazoa; Arthropoda; Insecta; Diptera; Culicidae. Gene Ontology annotation, cellular component: membrane. The record is from RefSeq and is a predicted model, not a curated record.